CCUCCCUAGAUAAUUACGAUUAAAUAAGAAGGGUGGAAAUAAAAAAAAAUCAGUUUCCUUUGUGUUGUUUCUAAGGACGAGGGGACGAACAACACAGAUACGAUGGGACUGGCCUUUGUCACGGUACUCUUCCUAAUAGUUUGUUUCACCGAAGUGGAUGUGGCUCAUGGAUACGAUAAGGACCCGUGUUCUAAUUACCGCACCCUGCGUGGCGCUGAUCGUGCGGCGGGAUUCAACAAGCUAACAAAGAAAUCAGAUAAACGCAAAGCAUGGAAAGAGGAUUGGUACCGAUUCACUGGGGAUGCAGGAAACAAAAUGGCCACUAUUGACCAAAAUGGAGGUGGCUGCUUGAAGUCUCCUGCAUGUGGGGCCAUGUUUCCUGCCUAUCUUCUCAAGCCACACCCUGUUAACUUGAAGCCUGGGGAAAGUGCCCAAGCCACGGUUUGCUAUACAACUGGGAAGACUUGCUGCGCAAAGACUCAAGAAAUAGCGAUCAAGAAAUGUUCAGGUUUCUUUAUCUACAAACUUCCUCCUGCCUGCCUCAAACGAGGAAGAUAUUGUGGGGAUAAAGAAAAAAAGGAACCGGAGUGUGAUGAGAUGAAACUGUUGUAUGGCCUGAUCAAAAAAUACCCAGGAAAGUCAUGUAAAGAUAUUAAAGAAAAGCGAAAAGAUGCAACUUCCGGUGUGUACUGGAUUAAACCUGGAGGAGGCCAAACAGUACAGGCCUACUGCGACCAAGAAACGGAUGGCGGAGGCUGGACUCUAGUGUAUAGCUACACAUUAACAAACUACAGGGCAUUCAGACAUGGUUCAAAUGCGAUUACACCACGUCCCAACUGGCCUAUAUCCCAUCACGUUGGGAAUGUCUACCAAUCAACUACCCCCCCUGUAAGUGAGACUGACUACAACGCCAUGGAAUUCAACCUGUGGAAGUCUCUUGGCAGUGAGUUCAUGGUGAAAUCCAACAUCAACCACUGGAUCGCUUGUAAAGAAGGAACCGGAAGUCUGGUGGAAUUCAAAACUGGAAGUGUUUUAUGCCGCAUUAUAAAGAACGUGGCUUCUAAAUGUCAUAACUACGUUCCCGACCAACUCAUUCUUCAUGCUGCUGGAAAUCCUGCAGGUUCUACUCUGGGACCGGAUCUGAUACGAUCUCAAAGUAGCUCAUGGUUAAAGGAGUAUUACUAUUUCGAGUCUAACACACGCACAGGGAACUGGCCUACCCAUGAUCCUUGUGGCACGAACAGUCUGAACCACCUCACCAACGUCAACAACCCUCAUGGAAACAUCUACAUCCGGUGAUGGCGCGUAUCAUCUGGGUCUUGUGAUGCCUACAAAAUCCUGCUAACGUUCUGUAGAUGAGCACAUUUUAGAUCCUUAAGGUUUACCGGCGUAACUGCUUUUAGAGAAAACAGGUGUAUCUUAAAAGAAUAAAAAGAGUGUGAGGCAUCAGCGAAAUGUAC
Messenger RNA from Pocillopora verrucosa, 1460 nucleotides. NCBI's taxonomy places the organism in Eukaryota, Metazoa, Cnidaria, Anthozoa, Scleractinia, Pocilloporidae. The record is from RefSeq and is a predicted model, not a curated record.